Messenger RNA from Capsicum annuum, 1674 nucleotides. Its product is annotated as calreticulin. Bases 80 to 1339 code for a protein of 419 amino acids. The transcript has 14 exons. The record is from RefSeq and is a predicted model, not a curated record. Gene Ontology annotation, cellular component: endoplasmic reticulum; endoplasmic reticulum membrane. Gene Ontology annotation, biological process: protein folding. Gene Ontology annotation, molecular function: calcium ion binding. NCBI's taxonomy places the organism in Eukaryota, Viridiplantae, Streptophyta, Magnoliopsida, Solanales, Solanaceae.
CGUAUCUACCGAAGACAAUGCUUCCCAGUAUAAAAGAGCAUUCGUCAGAGAUCUCUUCACUCUGUAUUUUCCAAUCGCCAUGGCUACUCAACGAAGAAAAAGCCCUAGCUCUCUCUAUCUCAUUGCUGUUUUCUCUCUACUUGUAGCUUCCGCCGCCGCCAAAGUUUUCUUCGAGGAAAAUUUCAAUGAUGGCUGGGAGAGCAGAUGGGUGAAAUCUGAUUGGAAGAAAGACGAGAACAUGGCCGGAGAGUGGAAUCACACCUCUGGCAAGUGGAGUGGAGACGCUAAUGACAAAGGUAUCCAGACCAGUGAAGACUACAGGUUCUAUGCCAUUUCGGCUGAGUUCCCUGAAUUUAGUAACAAGGGAAAGAACCUAGUGUUCCAGUUCUCUGUUAAGCAUGAGCAAAAGCUUGACUGUGGUGGUGGGUACAUGAAGUUGAUUAGUGGGGAUGUUGACCAAAAGAAAUUCGGUGGUGAUACUCCCUACAGUAUCAUGUUUGGACCAGAUAUCUGUGGCUACAGCACCAAGAAGGUCCACGCUAUUCUCACUUAUAACGACACAAACCACCUGAUCAAGAAGGAAGUCCCAUGUGAGACUGAUCAACUGACCCAUGUCUACACUUUCAUCCUCCGCCCUGAUGCCACAUACAGCAUUCUCAUUGACAGUGUGGAGAAACAGUCUGGUAGCUUGUACUCUGACUGGGACAUUCUCCCACCAAAGACGAUCAAGGAUCCAAGUGCCAAGAAACCUGAAGAUUGGGAUGACAAGGAAUUCAUUGAUGAUCCUGAGGAUAAGAAGCCAGAGGGCUAUGAUGACAUUCCAGAAGAGAUAACUGAUCCUGAUGCCAAGAAGCCAGAGGACUGGGAUGAUGAAGAAGAUGGUGAAUGGACAGCCCCAACCAUUCCUAACCCGGAGUACAAGGGCCCAUGGAAGGCAAAGAAAAUUAAGAACCCCAACUACAAGGGGAAGUGGAAGGCUCCUAUGAUUGAUAACCCAGAGUUCAAGGAUGACCCAGAUCUCUAUGUUUUCCCAAAAUUGAAGUAUGUGGGAGUUGAAUUGUGGCAAGUGAAAUCUGGAACCUUGUUUGACAAUGUUGUCAUAACCGAUGAUCCAGAGUAUGCCAAGUCAGUUGCUGAGGAAACAUGGGGAAAGCAGAAGGAUGCGGAAAAGGCUGCUUUUGAAGAAGCAGAAAAGAAGAGAGAGGAGGAGGAAUCAAAGGCUGCUCCAGCUGAUUCUGACGCCGAGGAUGAUGAUGAGGCUGAUUCAGAUGAUGCUGAUGAUGCUGAUGACAAGUCUGAGUCCAAGGAUGAUGAUGAAGCAGCACAUGAUGAACUGUAAGGGCUAAGCAUUUUGAUUCAAGCUGACAAAAGAAGCUUCCCGGAAGAUUUCCUCCCCCCACUCUCUCCCUUCCCCCUUUCUUUUUUUCCUUUUUAUUAGUGAAUUAGCCCCUUUCCAUUUUUAGUGAAAAGACCCAGAUUGAGGGUGCAUGAAGUCGUGUAUGGCUGAUUGCUUUGAUGUCAUUGGGACUCGGCCAAUAGGAAUACAUGUUUCGUUUUGACUAGAACUUUACUUAAUUAUGUUGAAAUUACUAUCUAAAUUUUCUAUUUGUCUUGCUCCUUGGCUCUAAUUCAACGUGACAAGUAAAUUAAUUGGAUGCCACCAUUUCAAUCUCA